Anarrhichthys ocellatus (wolf-eel) is the source of this 6818-nucleotide messenger RNA. Its product is annotated as myb-like protein X. Bases 1035 to 3935 code for a protein of 966 amino acids. The transcript has 3 exons. Lineage: Eukaryota; Metazoa; Chordata; Actinopteri; Perciformes; Anarhichadidae. The record is from RefSeq and is a predicted model, not a curated record.
UGCAAGUCAAAUUAGCUCUCCGUCAUCGUGCUCGCUGAGCGCACCGGAGGCUACUGCGGUAAGAUGCGGCGACGCACUAUGCCCAGCCGCGGAGGAUGAGAUGAUGCGCAAUGGCCGAACGAGUGGGGAGGGAGGGCAUAGACCGAAAUAGGAUUUCACUGUGGUGCUCGGCUCUAAUUUAGACGAUGGGGCAGAAGCGGAUGCAUGUUUGACUCAUUUGUAGUGCUGAAGCGCCAGUGGUGCAGGCCGACUGGAUGGAUGUGGCGGCGCUGAUCCCACUAAAGGAUGCUCCACAGCCCGAGGAGGGGUUGAAUAGGAUCUUUCUGUAAACAACAAGGAAGCAGGGACACAUUAAGUAAAGGACACUUCAUUCAAAGCCUGGACCAGAAACACCGAGGCAUCGAGGGAGGUGAGAGACAAUCAAACCUUUCCUCGGGCAUCUCUUUCUUUCCGGACACGUUGGCUGGAGAUACGGAUUUUCCAGGUUGUUUUAUGACAGUUGAGACUGGCCAACAGAGAGGGCGCUGAAGCUCUGAAGGUGGUUUUCACCGAGCAUCAAUCUGGGAGAAAACAAACUUCUCAUUAUCCUCUCUGUCAUCAGCGCUGACAGCUGGAUGUCUGACCUGGGCGGGUUUUUUUCUCCGCCAGAAGACUCUCAAAGUUAAGGAGCGUUAAAGGGAAAACAGAAGCACAGCUCCAUCUCGCUGUCUGGAAAACGACUUGUUCUAUUUUUCCUUUUUAUUGUCCCAAAACUCAGAUGUUGUCAGAAUAAGCUGCUAAGCGAUUAGCGAGAGAGUCAGCUUUCUCUUGCGUUUUCAAGUAAAUGACUCACUAAGAAAUUCUAUUUCAGCCAUUUCAUAAUGCUUCGUGUAUUUUUUCUAAACUAUGAUAUUUGUACCUUUGAGCUGUCACUCUCUGGAUCAAGAAUAGACUCUUGAUAGUGCCAGUGUUCUCUUUCACAAAUGAGAACUCAACUUGAGCCGACAGGCUGAAUUUUAAUAAAGCAUAAGCGAGGACUAACCGAUAAAACAUAGAUGAGGCCAACAACGAGCAGCAUGCUCCAGCAGAAUAACAACAACAACUACCCCUGCCUGAAUGUGUCAGGCUCCACCAGGGAGAUGCUCCAGAAGUGCUCCCGAGCCUCUUUGCCCUUCCCCAGCCGAAUGGAGCUGGGCCUGGGAGACUUGCCGCUGAUCCGGGGCCUCCGAGCCUGGGCCCUGUGCUCCAAGAACCGCCGGAAGGCUGGUGGUCUGCUGGGUGGAGGACAAGCCCCGACAGCUCCUCCUGCAGGCCGUGGGGGUUCGACUUCCUGCCCCAGGCCUGCAGAUGUGUACCUGAGUGGGGAGUGGGGUCGCAUGGGGUACGGCCUUCCUUUGGGGCUGGAUGCCAGGCAGGCUGGGAUCGGAUCUUUGGUAACAGUUGCCACUCUGAAGACCUCAGAGGGCAGCGGGAAGACACAGACCCAAUGCCUCUUCCUCCGGACUGAGAAAGGGAGCUGUUUGUAUUCCACAGCUAAGCCUAGUUCUGGCGUGACUACCGGUGCAGCCUCCAGCGUCGUUGGGGGAUGGCUAAGAGGGAAGACAGGCGGAGGAGGCAGAGACAUCCCAGCCGGGAAGAGAGAUAAUGGGUCAACUCCGCAGGCACAUACCGGAGUAAACCGGGUUAGGGUGCGAUCUGGCCGGAGAUGGAGGAAGUCUGGUAAUGCAGCAGCCCGGGAGAAAACCGACUCGAACAGAGAGAGGCAGGAGAGUAGCAGGGAGGAUCCUGCUGGAGAAAUCAAUCUGGAAGAAAGGCAGGAAGAGCGAGACAAAGGGGGCCUGGCCGGUAAACAGUCUCCCAGACGGGAGAAAGAGGAAGCGUGCAGAAGUCCUAGAUGCUGCCACAGUGCUGCUCCCGAAACUUGUACUCAGUGUGGAAAGAGAGCACAGAGGAGGGAAAGCCAGGAUGAAUGCGAUGGAGGGGAAAGUCCAAGAAGAGGCGCCUCAAACAGGCUGAACGGUGAGGCGAAAGGAAUGAGGAAGGAGAAGCAAAAUAACGAGGAGGAGGAGGAGAAGGAGGAGAAGGGAGGCAUCUGCGGGUUAGAGUCAUCCAACUCAUUUUUGGCAGAAACAAACCAUGACCUAGAAGCUAAAAACUUUCACCCAGAAUCUCACAGCAGCUGUGAUGUUAAAGAGAUUAGAGAAGCCGAGAGCAACGAGGAGCCAAGGACACAAACUUCUCAAGGCGAAGACGAUUAUUCAGAGAGAGAGCAGGAUACAAACUCCGAGGUUAUGAAAAUGCAUACUGGAAAUAAUAAUUUGGUUCAUAGCCACUCUAAACAGGUGAUUGAUGACAUAUCAUUUCCCUAUCAUGUGGCGGCAGAACAAAAAUCUGUGAAAGAGAUGGAGAGCGUUGAUCUUGAAGAUGAGGAAGGGAGCAUCAAUCAAACUCCUGCUGAAUUCUCCGUUGUAUCCGUCGGGUAUGACGACAUCUCUGUCUCCGCCUGCCCUGUCUCCAUCAGCACUGUAGUCGCCCCUGAACCCUCCGCUCCUGUAGAGAGCAGCACCUGCAAUACAGACCCUGUGAUUUGUGGUGUUCAUAGAGAGCAAGAGAACAGCAGAGAAGAUCACCUCGAGGGCUGUCAACAAGGGGUAGCAGACCCAGGGAUCGUGGGGAAAGAAGAACUGGUUCUAAGCAGAUUUGAGCAACAAGAACCAAACCGUUUGGCUGACGAGAACAACACUGUGAACGAGAGCACAAGCAGAAAAGCCCAGUCUUUCUUUCAAAAUGUGGUUAAACACAGUCAGCCAGAGGAGAGAGAAGCUUCAUCUUCGCCUCUCAGACACGGAGAUCCUUCCAUCUCUGAGAAAGACACGAGGACCGUGACAGGAAACGUUUGCAACUACAGUACAACUGAGCUUAACAGAGCAGAGCGGAGGGAUGAGCUGUCGUGGGAAUAUAGAGAAGAGGAGUCACAGGAAGAGAAUGUAGAGGGGAGAGUAAAUCCUGAGGAAGGGGAUGAAGCUGGGGCAAUUUGGAGGAGGGAGGGCACUUGCAACAAGCUGGACAAUAGUGGUGGUAAAGGCGAUGACGACGUAGAACGACUCACUGCGGAUGACACAAAUGACAGUACCAUACGGGACAUUUAUGAUGAAGAAGCAACGAGAAACUUUGCACUAAAAGACAGCUGGAGGUCAGUGGUUAUGAAUGUAGAUGAAUGCAGGGGAAGGAAGAAAGAGGUCGGAGACACUUGUGGACAAACAAGCAUCACCCAUGUUGAAGCAAAUGGAAAGGCAAGCGCUAACGUCACAAAUGUUGCCUGUGCUGAUCCCUCCACCACUCUUGCACCCUCCCUGGCUAAUCCUGCCCCCUCUUCGCCCCCCCUGGGAUCCAUGGCAACCGGCCUGCCCUGCCUGGAGGCGGUGGAGGAAGAGGAGGAGGAGAAGGAAGGGUUCGGAGUGCCUGCAGGAGACGGAAAAGGAGGCCAGGAAAGGAACGGGAGGUUUGGGAGACAACUGGAGGAGCAGAGCGAGGAGGAGAGGGGCUCCACCGUGGCCACUGAGAAGGGAAGGAACGAGGAGGAGGAGAAGGAGGAAGAUGAGUUUGGAGUAUUCAUGCAGGCGGAGGGAGAGCCGGCCUGGAGCGAGGGACACACCGUGUCUCCCUCAGUGCCUUGUGGGAGAAGAGAAAGUGUUGCACUAGGAAACCAUGCCAUCGCCGGGGAGUCCAACCCCUGGACACUAGGCUGGACGGACAGCUCGUUCCACCAAUCAGACGACACGUGGACAGCCUUUUCUCAGGAUUCGUCAGAUGAAGGUCGAGAUGUGAUGGGACAGUGGUGGCCGACCAGCGCCGUGGAAGGGAGCAGAGACAGCCUCUCGUCCAAUCAGAAUCUGGUAAAGUUCAACUUGUGUUCUCAGCCUCUUCAAAACGUCUUCCGUGAAACCAUGAAGUAGAAAUUCACCCUUCUUUCUGCUUCAAUUGCAUCCAUUUCUCUGAUAAUUCACUGACAAACUCUCUAUGAUUAGUCCGUUUGAAUCAUCAGCAUCGUGUCAUUGUGGCCAACCUUUACUGGCUGGGACUGCCUGGUUUUGACUGCUGUAUCACCGACACGUGAUGUUGAGUGCAAGAGUUAUUUAUGUAGUUUUUGAGCACUCUAUAGAUUAUACGGUGAAAAUGUGGAAAACUGUGUGCACAGAGUGUGCAGCAUUGUACUUCUGCCAGCAUCGUCUUUCAACUGAAUCAUGUUGUGAUGAUAUCAUACAUUCAGAUAUCGUGAUAACAAGGACACUCAAAUUUCUUAGGAAAUCUGAUCAUUUAUCUUCAUCUUAAUUAAAUGAGAAAAUGUUAAGUACUUCCCAUUUGUCAAGUAUCUAAUUCAGACAGGAGUAUCCCAAACCAUGUGGUUAUUUCAUAUGGACUAUUUAUUGAUUCAUAAUAUUGUUAUAUAUAUGAUUAACAAGAUGUGAAAAGACCUAUAUCGUGAUAGAAAAAUGUGCCCAUAUUGCCCAGCUCUAGUUGGAUUCUAAAGAUGGACAGUAUCAAAAUGUAUCAAAAUCGAUGCAGCAGAACCUGUGAUAUUGUCUUUUUUAUUCCAUGCAUUCUUCGAGUUUAGUAAAACCUACCCACCUAUUAUACACAUAAUGCAACUCGACUGGCAAUUGAGGAUUUAUGUGUUAUGCUAGUAGCGGCUAAUGGAGAGAUGAGGAGCAAGCUACCGACGCCGAGACAAGUGAAAGUGAAAUUGAAGACCUGUAAACACAAUUUGGCACACUUUGAUAAACCAAGCAACUGUGCACUCAGUCUACAAAUCUUCAGUCAGCUUUCCAUUCCAGUCCCUUAUUGUUGUCUGCUAUGUCCCUCAUUUAGUCAGGCUGUGUAUAUUUGGCAUAAAGUCUUGAAAUUCCCUUAAGUUAUGGAUCAACUUGAGCUCAACCUGCUUCAUCUGCUGUCCUACAAUUCCCCCAAAUUCCUUGUAAAGUCCCUCAAAAAAGGUGCUUUUUUGUGUAAGCGCACAGUAGCUAGCGUUGUUGAUAGUUUGUGAACAUGACUAGUAGGGCUGCACAAUUAAUCAAACAUUUAUCCAUCACGAUUUUGGAAAUGCUCCUGCUAGAAGAGUAAUAUGUGUGUAAACUGAGUUACUGUUGCCCGUGUAGGGCAAAAUGAAAAGGCCCUGAAUUCAGAAGAAGAACUUUAUUUUAUGUCUAAGAUUAGUACAUUAGCAGGAAUGUUGCACAACAUGGAAGUAGCACAGUGCUCUGUUGUUUUAAAUGCACAAGUGCAUCUAAAACAUGUUUUCCCUAAAAUCAAUUGAGAAUUGUGUUAAAUAACCAUGAUGUCAAUAUUGAUCACUUUUGUCCAGAAUCUAAUUACUAGUUAUUUGACCUGCGGUGUUACAGUGAUUUGUGUUCAAUCACUGUAAGAACAUGUAUCUCUCUGUGAUGGAUUCCUGUUGAAUGUUGAGGCAAAAUGGGGAUUUUAACAAGCUCUUGUUCUUUAUAAUUAAAAAGGUAUAAACAAACCUGGCCUUCACUGUCGAGUGUAAUCUUGUCGCUGGAACUCACCAUCGACAUCCCCAAUUCUUCUUUUAAAGUAACGUUGAUCUCAAAAUCCUAUCACUUUCCCAGAUCUGGGCCCGACCUUUGGUUCAGUCUUUAAAGUACCGAUCUGGCAAAUUGCUUAUAAUUUUGGCCUUUUGCUGGCCUUGUGUUCAUAAAAAACUUCCGCCUUUAGGAUCAUUUUCAGUCUGUUUUUCUAAAAGAUGAGUCAGACAAAAACAGUUUGCAAUUAUUGAUGAUGAGAGUCAGACAGAGAAUCCAAGAGAGCCAGCGGUACCUACACAUCCCCAGGGCACCCAUGUUGCAGGCAGAUUGCUGAAAAAAAGUGUUCCAAAGUAAAAUAUUGCUUUAAUAUUGCUUUAGUAAACAGAUGUGCCAUUCCACUGCAUUUAAUAUACUGUAGCUUCACCCCCUCAGUAAAUAUGACCCACAAACAACAACUGGUUUUAGGUCCACCAGGAGGUUUUUGAGGUUGACUUACUGAGGUUGCUUUAAAAUCUUUGUGCCACUGACAACACAAUGUCCUCACUUGACUUCCAGCUGAGGGCUAAAUGUGUUGACACAGGCUGGCUGCUGGCGUCCAAGGCCCCUGAGGCCCUCAGAGUAAAUCAGUGAAAACGAUAAACAUACAGCAUGUGGAAUAUAGUUUCUGUUUAUAAAUCCAGGCCGUUUUUAUCAGGGCAGUCGUACCCUAAAGGACAGCUACACUGUAUGUUAGCCCAGAUGUGUCUAAAAUAAACUGGUCAUGAAUUAUUUCAGUUCAUUAUUAUUUAUUCAGGCUUAUUCAGGCUCCACUUGAGGCCACUUCUUCGACAUCUGUGGUUCUGAUCGAAACGUCCGUCGGCCUCAGCUGUACUUUGUAUUUGGUGCAAAGUAGCUGCUUGUGUGAUUGUAUCACCGGAUACAAACAUUUAAAACAAAUAGACCCAAAACUAUAUAACCUCCCUGUUCAGAAGUAAUUAUGUUAAUUUCAGUUUCCUGCACCAUCACCAUAGAAACACAGCUCGCCCUGACAUACCCUCAGGGUUGGGUGGCUAGGUUUUCACACUUGAAAUAAUUUUAUUGCUCUCAGUGAUUUUUUUUUCUUUAAAGAUGGUUAAAAAAAAAAAAAAAACAGCAGGAAGAGUCUCCCAGUGCAGAUGAAAGAUGAGCUCAGCGGAAAGCUGCAGUGAAGGAAAUAUGCUUUCAUGUCUUCUGCUUAUAAUGCCAUGAAGAGACCCAUAGGACCCGAGAGCCCCCCACGGGGGGCUGUUUUAGAGUGUGCAGCAUUCAGCGUGUCGU